Molecule: messenger RNA, 2337 nt
Organism: Cylindrotheca closterium
Lineage: Eukaryota; Bacillariophyta; Bacillariophyceae; Bacillariales; Bacillariaceae
Source: the annotation of a GenBank genome assembly
AUGAUAGACAGUAGAUCCUCGUCGUACUUGGAAGAAAUGUUGCAAGAAUAUGGAUUUCGCAGCCGGUUACUCACAUUGUCAGAGCAGGAUCUUCCUGUUCUCGCAGAAUGCCAACUUCAAGGAGAGGCUCAACUCGUCGCUAUUACAAAACUCAUCUCCAAUUCUGAUGAUUCCGGGAAACCACAAGGAAGCCGACUCGAAGUGGAACCAUGUACAAGUCAGCAAGAGCAAGGUUCCAAGAUUGUGGACCUCGGUCAGAUUACAACUAUAUGGUCGCCCGAAGUUAGUCCCAACGACUUCUCAUCUUCAGGCGACAGAAUGCCAUUUUUUUCGGAUAAAGUGGAUCGAAUAUUGGACAAGUUGUACAGAGCCCGUGUUGGUCGAGCUCGAGGUAGCAUGGGUAGAAAACAAUUGACAAAGAAGCAACUUCCAAGACUGGUGGAAUACGCACCAUUAGAAGAACAGGCAUCUGUCGACACGGUUCUUCGUCAAGUGCUCAAGGCUGGAACUGGAUUUGCCCGUAUGGUAGACUCGGAAGUCGUUCGCGACCUUUUGUUUCCUUCAAAUGAAAAUCAAGCUACAAAGCAGCAGAAAAUCAAACAGCAAAUGGUUGCGUCUACAGCCCUGGCCAACGAUGCCAAAUCGGGAGGGCGUUUCAAACGUUUUGGUUGUCUGCCUGUUGCGCAUCACGAUGGCGUACUAACAGUGAUCAAUGGUGGCUGGGUAGUUCUGGAUCAAGCGGUGCGUGCCACUUCAGAGGGCCGCAAGUUUGCCGAGCGGGCUGGUUCCACCACGACAUUGGCGGACGGCCGUAUCAUUACUCGUCUGGAAUGCUUGGCGAUGGGUGGGGAUGACCAAAACUCAUGGGGAGAACUGCAAGUGGAUGUGAGAGAAUCCUUACGAGCCAUGAACUUACCAAUGACACCAGAGGGAGCCAAACAGGCAUUGAUUCAAGUUGGCCAUUGGACAGAAUCGUCAUCGCCCACCAAACAACGCUUUGAUCCCUGGCCCAAAGCUGUUUUGGAAGCGGCAGACUGGUACUGCAAAAUGAAUGAGAAAAGAAGAGACUAUUUGAUACGAGGUGAGGUUCCAGGUGACGAGGGUCGAACGGAUCUGACGAAACUUCCAUGUAUCUGCAUGGAUGCUUCCAGCACCACCUUUCGAGACGACGCAAUUGGGAUUCGACCACGAGCGCCAACUGGUCGGCGUGUGACCGACGCAUCCAAGUGGGAAAUCUUGCUGCACAUUGCCGAUGUUUCAGACUUAUACGCACCAGAGGCACAUGUCAAUCGAGAGGGAAAACCAGCAGAGUAUCUGAAAACUCUUCGUGAAGCCGCGCAUAGCCGAGGCACUAGCCGAUACGAUCUUCCACUGGGACCUUUGCACUUGUUGCCGCCAACGGUGUUGCAUGCCUUGGCAUUGGAUACCAACAAUAUUGACAUGACAAAUCAAACACCAGCACAAUUGGACCGUGGCAUCAAUCGAUGUGUCACCCUCUGGGUAUACAUUGAUGAGAAAACAGGAAAGAUGCUCGACACAGGAUUGGAGCGUACAUUGAUUUCGAAGCCCUUGGCGCUAUCAUACAAGGCCGCAACAGCUCUUUUGGACGGAACUGUGACGAAAGAAGAUCCUGCCCUUGAAAAGGCGAAAGCUCUCAUUGCUGUAGCCGAACGUAAUUUGUGUCGCUGGAGCGCUUUCCAACGGACAAAGAGCAAGGCUGCACGAGCAAAAGAAGAGCGUCUCUUGGGAAGGGAAACGGUGGACAGAGAGAUUAACGGGGACAGUCGCUUUGAACGCACUCGAAGUCAUCGAAUAGUGGACUCUGCAUUGGACCUUUAUGGUUUCGCUAUGAAUGGCCUUCUCUUUCGGGCAGACGCCCCAGUUCCUCGAGUUGCUGGAAGCGGUAUGGAUAGACUAGGCCGAGUCGCGUCUGCUCCACUGAGGCGAUACAUCGAUGGCGUAGCACAACGACAAGCCCUUGCGGUGCUUUGUGGAUAUGGUGGGAAACCUUUGACGAGAAAGGAAGCGAUUUAUGAAAGCAAGUCAGCCACGGCAGCCAUCAAUGCAGUGUCCAACAUAAAGGCAUCGAAAAGUGGUAUUGGAAGCAAAGGCAACACGCUUCAAGUGCUUCAAUCCCUCAGUAUGUACAUCAAGGACAACGACGGUCCUGUUCCAGCCAUAAGUACUGGGAAAGGAAAUGAAGUUGUCAUCUUGGGCACAGGCGCAACUGCCUCGUGUCAAGGCAUUCAGGGGUCUAUAGGUCCCGGAAACGAAAUACUGGUGGAAGUCCAGUCAAUCGACGAGAGAAGCGGUGAAGUUUACGCUGUUACUAGAUGA